AUGUCUGAUUUUGAUCUGAUGAAUGAGAGUGUGCAGUGUACAGAGCCUGAGAUAGACUAUAUCACUUCACGGAUGAAACUGAGGGAUGAGAUGUUUGUCUUUAUUGAUGGUAAGUGGGUAAAUGAGAUCUACUGCCAGUCACCCUUUGCUUCCCACCAAAAACUUCUAGCACAGAAUGAGUGGAGCAUCUGGGAGGAGAACAGAGUGCUCUGGGAGAAAAAUCAAGUCCUCCGGAUUGAAAACAGGAUGCUCUGGGAAGAAAACAAGGGUCUACAACAUCUCCAGCCACAGAACAAAGCUGUCCAGGUUAUUUACACUGAUGUAGUUCAGCGAAGCCUCCAGAAGGAAAAGAAGCUGUUCUCAUUCUUCCAAGAGAGGAACAUCGGCUUUCAGGUCAGCCCAGGCAGCAAAGCUCUCCAGGCAGUCCAGGAAAAGAAUAGAGUCUUAGGGGAUUUCCAGCAGGAGAAUAAAACUGUGCCCAUCAUCUGGAAAGACUAAAAAGCCAUCACAGUCCAUGAAGAGAGCAAAGACGCCAGGUCAGAUAUUCAGAAGGAUGCUGAUGCCAUCACAGCUGUAGAAGAAGGUAAUUCUGGCCCAGCUCCCCAGCAGGAACAUGAAGCUAAAAAGAAGAGCACUACUACAACCCAUAGUAAGGUCGAGUCUGCCCCAAGCUUGCAGGGGGAGUAUGAAAUCCUCAGGCCUCUCCAGGACUUAUAUGAACUCCUCCACAUCUUCCUGAACGUGAACCAUCUCCUUGGGGAGAAACAGGGCUGUCACAUUCUCUAAAAUGUGAACAGACCUUUCCAAGAAGAUUACAAUAAAUUGAAGCUGCAGCUGAAUGCUGUGAAAAACACCAUGUCAGACAUUACAGCUCAAAUGGAAAAGUUGGAGAAGAAGUUCAUCACCAUCACUUCCCCAGUGUAUGAAGAAGCAGGGCAGAAACUGGCAACUGAGCAUCAGCUUGGAGAGAUGUGA
Molecule: messenger RNA, 975 nt
Organism: Cariama cristata (Red-legged seriema)
Lineage: Eukaryota; Metazoa; Chordata; Aves; Cariamiformes; Cariamidae
Gene: CBY2
Product: spermatid associated
Source: RefSeq, a predicted model, not a curated record